AUGGAAAGCCUUCCCUUCACAGCUUACAGACCGUAUGAUGACACCAAAGGAUGGAAGGAGCUCUUCAACUCCUACUUUGACAGCAUCCGUGCUGCCUGUCGAAAUCUCGUGGCUUUGAGGAUGCACGGUAUUUUUUGGCUUUCAGUGGGCGACACGAAUUUGAGAACAACAGAGUUUUUCAUGCGCUUCCAACUUGGAGAUUCGUGGCCUCGUUCCAUUGAGAGAGAGCUAUUCUUUGCACAGGGUGCCCAGGGCGGAGAAGAUGGGCAUGUGAACGUUCAAGGCAUCGAUGGCACCACAUUUCAACUCAUGAUGGACGAUGCCAUGAAAUUUUGGGAAGUGCUGCAGAAAAUCGAAGCUGAAGUUGGUACGAUGCUGGUGCUGAUGUCGGGCGGUCGUGUACUUGAUAUGGCUGAGUCCUCGCCAGUGUUGCCAGAGGUGAGCGGUGACGAGAUCACCUUUCUUGUGCAGCCAGUGGGUGCGGGGCACGCAUGUGUAAGUUUGCUACGUGCACUGGAGGGUCGUAAUGUGCUGGCCACUGAUUUGCAAGCCCUGAAUACCAUUCAUUCCUUGACUGUAGAAGCAGACCUGCGCCUUGAUGCGACUACUAUUUUGCCACGCGGUCUGCAGACUUUAUCGCUUGGAGAUGAGUGUUCAAAGCAGAGGUUGCAAGGGCUUCUGUUGCCAAGCUGCUUGCAGUCACUGACAUUUGGCCAGGAUUUCAACCAAAGCUUAGAAGGCAUUGAGCUACCAAGCAACCUACAGGUGUUGACUUUUGGCACGUGCUUCAACCAGAGCCUACGAGGAUACAAGCUGCCAGGCAGCCUGCAGAAAUUGGAAUUCGGUCUGCAUUUCAACCAGAACUUGGAGGGUGUUACGUUGCCAUGCGAUUUCAACCAGAGCCUGGCCAAGACGAAGCUGCCAGACAGCCUUCAACAGCUGGUGCUCGGAGUGGUGCUGCCAAACAGUCUACAGACUUUGGUGUUUGGCAACGCUCGCUUCAAGAAGGACCUGGAAGGUGUCACACUGCCCAGCAGCCUUCAAGCUUUGACCUUUGGCACAGGCUUGACGGAAUCCCUGGAUGGCGUCUCCUGGCCCAGCGACCUGAAGAUGCUGACGCUUGGGGAUUUUUGGAACCAUAGCUUGCUAGGUGUUGCACUGCCAAGCGGCCUGCAGACAUUGACAUUCGGGGCACAGUUCAACCAGAGUCUUCUAGGAGUCACUUUUCCGGACAACCUGCAGACACUGACUUUCGGUGACAAGUACAACCAAAGCCUGCAGGGGGUCACACUGCCCGGCAGUUUGAGGGUGCUUGCAUUUGGUGGGUAUCACAACCAGACUAUGGAAGGUGUCGCGCUGCCUAGCAGCUUAGAGGAUUUGACCUUUGGAAGAGAUUUCGACCACAGUUUGAGAGAUGUUGUGCUGCCAAGCAAGUUGGAGACGUUGACUUUCGUGGGUGAGUACACGCAAAGCUGGCAGGGCGUGGAGUUGCCAAGCGGCUUGCGCAAAUUGAUCUUCGGCCCUAGUUUCAAUUCACCCUUGACAGAGCUUACCAUGCCAACAGGGCUACAGGAAUUGAAGUUCGGCUAU
Messenger RNA from Symbiodinium pilosum, 1590 nucleotides. Lineage: Eukaryota; Dinophyceae; Suessiales; Symbiodiniaceae. The record is from the annotation of a GenBank genome assembly.